Monomorium pharaonis (pharaoh ant) is the source of this 3661-nucleotide messenger RNA. RefSeq names its product rhotekin. Lineage: Eukaryota; Metazoa; Arthropoda; Insecta; Hymenoptera; Formicidae. The transcript is spliced from 8 exons. Gene Ontology annotation, biological process: septin ring organization; actomyosin contractile ring assembly; mitotic cytokinesis. The record is from RefSeq and is a predicted model, not a curated record. Gene Ontology annotation, cellular component: actomyosin contractile ring. Bases 1390 to 2949 code for a protein of 519 amino acids.
GUGCGUUCUGUUGAUGCUUACAGAGUGCCGAAUGGUCGAGCGUCAUUCAGUAUUAGUCGGCCGCUCCCGGGGAGACGGUGCCUUUCGCCUUCUUUUUCUCCCUCUUGCCUCUCUUUUUUUUUUUAUUUCCCCAGUUUCGCGACACGCCAGCUAGCCAGCCAUCCAGCACCGUUUCUCGCGAUUAUUUUCGUUCGACUAAUUAUGCGCGCACACGCGCUCUCCUGUCUCCCUCCGAGUCUCGCGUUUAGAGCGAUCUAGUCUAGUGCCGCGACCGGUUCCGUCGAAUCUCAGCGCCCGACGAUCGUCUCCCGGCUAGACCCCCCCUCUCCCCCCCCCCCCCCGCCCGACGUGUCCUCUUGCGGAAAACACCCUUAUUGUUCGGAAAAUCAGCAAACAAUCCGUGAAACCACGAAGAAGGAUCGUAGACAAGAGGAAAAGAAACGCCGCUUCUCUUUUUCUUUCGCUCGACGCUGGUGGUGAAUCACGUACGACGUACGAUUGGGCGGAGACUACACACACCACCGGAAACGGGAAAGAGAGUAAAUUUGGUGGUGAAGAAGCGGGCAACGCGAGACGAGCGAGUUCUAAAGGCGGGGAACUGUGCGCUCCUCUCUCUCUUUCUCUCUCACUCUCUCGGUUGUCGCGCGGAGACGCAGCGUGGUGCCGUCACGGCUUAUUUUGUGGCUAACGGAAAAACGUGGGACGACCGGAUCUAAACGUGACACCGCGCCGUGCACGUACGCCGUCCGUGGCGCGGCGCUUGUCACGUUCGCUUUUUCGAAAGAGAAAAAAAAGAUCGAGCAGUCCCCUCCCCCCCCCCCUCACCCCUCUUCAGGCAAGCGACCGUGGACGACAACGCGACCCACAAUAUUUUUCGUCGCUUCACUCGAAACUUAGAGGUCAGAGUUUACCAAGAGUCGUUCUCGCGUCGUCGAGCCGUGGCGCAGAAGUGGACGGUGAGUCUCGGAGGAAAGAGAACAGCAGUCGCCCGCGAGUCUACCUUGACUCGGAUCUUUCCAAGGAAAAAGCGGAAGUUAACCUUCUGUCUCCUUUUGUGCCUCCUCGAGAUCUCUGGUCAAGGUGAAUAAACCGGGGGGCCGCUCGCAGGACCGCUCGAACAAAACUACCGCUGUUCGCUGGCCUGGCGGGUAAUCGUACCGUGAAAUUGUAUCUCUCGGAGGGGCGGAAACAUGUAAUCCCGCGGAUCGAUCGAUGAUCGUCGAUCUGCGACGACGACGACGACGAUGAUGCACCUUCAGUCUCCCUCACGAGUGGUGGUCGGGAUUGGAAUAGUCUUGCGAUUCGAUUUGGCCAGCGAGUCGGACGACGAAUAACAACGCAACGUUGUCGAGAGGAAAAAGAAAAGAAAAGAAAGAGUGAAAAAAAAAGAUGAACUCCUGUUUCCCGCAUUUGGCGAUACUGAACUCGCGGACUGCGAACAAAACGAGAGACCGGCUCGGCGAUGAGUGUAACGUCGUAAACGCCGAGGACACCCGGAUGCGAUCGAGGACUCCGACGUUACCGGAAAAGAAUGACAUUUUCCAAGACUUGGAUCUGUAUUACGUUCGACAGAUUGCACGAAACUCGAAGGAGCAUGACCUCGAGCAGAAGAUCGAGGUGGAAAUCAAGAUGAGGGAAGGUUCGGCGAGACUUCUGGCGGCUGCGAAGCAUCGCGCCCAAACUUUGGAAGCCGCCAAGGCGUUGCUCACGUCUAACGAGAGGAUGUCGGUCUACAUGGCGGAAUUGCAAACCCGUCGCCGCGAAUCUACCAAACAAUUCAGUUCUGGAAGUACGGGCAAGUUGUCGAUCUCAGAUCUUAGGAUACCAUUAAUGUGGCGAGAUUCCGAUCAUUUCAAGAAUCGCGGUGAUCAUCGUCGAUUCGCCGUAUUCUGCUUGGCACGAUUGGGCACAGAAAUUCACGACACCUCUUUGCUGUGCCCUAUCGACAGAGCUCAUACGGAUCUUAGCUUUCCCGAUGUUUUAAUAUUUAAUAAUGUGCCAGCCGAUUUUGAAUUAGUCUUAGAAAUCUAUAGUUAUGUUUUGCAAGAGGACUUGAGUAUCGCCAGUACGCCGAGAAGAAUUAAAAAGACGAUUCACUCGUCGAUCUCGAAAACUGUCGGCAAGAAGCUCGCUGCUUCGCUUCGUGAUGAAUUCGGUUCCGCCAAAUCUGGACCACACUUUGAUUUGGUAGCCCGCGCAAAACUGACCUUAGACGAUACGGACGAUAACACUCACACGCACGACCUCGUUAUUAAUAGCGUUGAGAACAAGUACCACUCCCUACCGCUUUUCGGUCACUUUUGCUGUCGACUGGCGGUACAGCCAGAAUGCAUGAAUAAGGAAAUGUGCAUUGGCAAUGUGAAAGUAGACGGUCAAGAACAUUGGGUACGUUUACAAGGAUCUUUUAUAAAAAUCUGGGAAUCGAAAAAGCAUGCGGAAGAAGGUCAAAAUCCGGAACGCACGAUACCUAUUAAUAAAAGGACAAUCAUUUACCCGUCCAAAUCUUCCGGCAAAGAACUUCUGAUAAAUAAUUCUGGUAAUAGUACGGAAAAGUUAUUAUCGAUUAAAUUUGAGUCAAAGGAGGAAGCUCAGAAAUGGUCCAAGAUUUUAUUGAUACACAUAAAUGAUCAUUCGAAAUGGAAGCAUGCCGCGGAAGUUAUUCAAAGGGUGUCUAGCAUUGAAAGCACGAGAAAUUCUUUCAUUAGUAAUAAAAGACAGGGCUCCUUAUAUGACGAGACACCUUUGAUAGAAUCGAUCCCUGAUUACUCAUCCGCAAGACCUACCGUACAAACGAUCUUUGAUCUCACACCUAGUACUAGUCUAAGCAGUUGUAGUUCCACGAACAGCCUAACGAGCCUACGUUCACGUUCCCUGAGUAUCAGUGGGGUAUUCAAACAAGGUGCCAUUUCUUUAAAGCCCCACUUAACUUCCACUAAUAAAAAGACAUAACGAUUUUAUAACUCUUCAAAGAAUCAACAAGUGCCGAGUUAGGACAGAUACUAAAAUUUUUCAAUUUUGACUUGAGACUCAUGUUUAAACGUAAACAUUUUACGCAGCCUUUAAUUGGCGAUUGAAAUGGAAAGAUUGAAUAUACUUAUCAGAUUAAGAGUGGGUCAACAUUGUUCACCGUAGAAGGAUCUUGGUGCAGGGAAAAUUUUAAUUUGGCUGAUAGUGUAACACGUAAUAAUUCGAUAUGUGUAUGGACAGUUUAGUGGAUAGAUUUAUACAGUACAAAAAAUAUUGAUUAAACGACUUCUCAUUUUUUCUUUUCUACUUUUAUAAUGCGAAAUCUUAUAUAACGCUAAAAGUACAAGAGAAUAGCCUUAUUAUGUAAUACAUUUAACGAAUCGCUAGGAAAUAUUUAGAAACAUUGCAAUAUUUAGUAUGGCUGUAACAAGAUACACAUAUAUAUAUUUAUAUAUAUGGUAUAUAUUUAAUGUAAUAAUAUAUGACUAUAUAAAUAUAGUUACCUAAACAUAAUUUACUCUUUCAAGUAUCCCGCAAUUUCUGUAUGGAUUUAGAUUUUAUUAGACUAAAUUAUUUUUUUUUGCGUUAUGUCAAUAUGAUAAAAUUAAGGAUAUUCUACAUAAAAACACUGUUUAUGAACUGUAUCAAUAAUUGUGAUCAUAUAUAUUUUUAUAAGUAAAAAUAUUAGUUUACA